Vespa crabro (European hornet) is the source of this 2402-nucleotide messenger RNA. RefSeq lists its product as uncharacterized. Lineage: Eukaryota; Metazoa; Arthropoda; Insecta; Hymenoptera; Vespidae. Gene Ontology annotation, cellular component: nucleus. The coding region runs from base 180 to 1787 and encodes 535 amino acids. The transcript has 6 exons. The record is from RefSeq and is a predicted model, not a curated record. Gene Ontology annotation, biological process: regulation of transcription by RNA polymerase II.
AUUUCGUAUUCGCAUCAGUUCACACGCACUGACAUGAUGACAAGCAACUGUUUUUAUUGUCGAAAUGAUAAUGUGAAAUUGUGAAGAUAUCGAGACGCGUUUUCGCGUGAACGAAAUUAUAUAUUGUUGGUUAUGUGAAUCCGAAAUUAAUUCCGUUUACGCACAAAGUGGCGGAUACGAUGGGACAAGGAACAGAAUCGUGUACCGACAGACCUACCGAAGUUAGUGUUAUUAGAUUUGUAUCUAGAAAUCAUACGAUCGAAGAAAUCGCACCGAAAAAGGAAGUAUACACAUGCAAACAACGGGGCUGUGGAAAAAUAUUCACCAACCAAGACGAAUACAAAACACAUGAAGCACUUGAAGCUUUAAAAAUUAGAUUUAUCUGUCGUGAACCAGGAUGCGGAGAGGAAUUGUCUGACCCUGGUAGUAUGUGGCGUCAUUAUCAAGAAUGGCACAACAGUGAAACAAAUGUUUUCGCUUGUCCUUAUACAAAUUGUGGUUCUGUACACACAACUAGUUGUAAUCUUGAAGAACACAUAGAAAGUUGCCAUCGUCAACCACCAACACUGCCAACUGAACCAGAAAUAAUAUGUUUUGAGGGGCCUGAUAAUGCAAUAGAGGAAGAUACCACACAAAAUAGUGAAGAUAGCAGUUAUGAUAAAAAAAGAAAUGACAAUUUUGCUUUAAGUGUGACAGAUUAUAAUAAUAAAGGAGAUGGUUUUAAUAGGCUUAAUGGUACAAUCUCACAAACGAAAGAUUUUUGUCAUGAUCAGAAUAAUGUUACUGCCAGUUCAAAGAGUGAAGAAUAUCCUACAAAUAAUGACUGUUUAAAUAGAGCUAAUAAAUUUCCAAAGAAUAAGGAUUUACUUAUAACAAAAGAGAAUUUUUUAAUCAAAUACGAUACUGCCUCUUCGAAAACUGGAGAAAUAAUACCAAUUGAAAAUUCUCAAGAAAAGAAUAAUGUAGUUUACAUUAAUGGAGAUGUCACUAUCACAAAAAAUAUUAAAGGAGAAGCAAACAAUUUAAAUUUACAAAAUCAAGAACAUAGAAUAGAUCUGGGAAAUUUAGAGAGAGUAUUUAGGAGUGGAUUGGAACAAGAAAAUUCAAAAAUAGAAGAUAGCACUAUUGAAACUAAUAGCAAUUGUUCAGAUGAUGAGGAAUAUAUGCCAAAGAAACAACGUAUGUCUCGAUAUAAACAAGAAAUAUAUAAAUGCGAUAUAAAUGGUUGUGGGAAAAAGUACAAAUACAUAUCGCAUUAUCGUCAUCAUCAAGACAGUCAUAAAUUAGUAACUAACUCAAUUAGCACAAAUACUAAUAAGUGUAUUACAAAAGUAAAACAACAAGGAAGGGCUUCCACCAUUAGCUUUUUCCUAUGCAAGAUGCCUGGUUGUGGUGUACAAGUAAAUAAUGUAACUGGCCUAUGGCAGCAUUAUCAGGACAAUCAUGCCAAUACAAAACCUCCAUUGGUACAAGCUGCUAAAAAUAAUGAAGUAUUUCGAUGCAAAAUUCCUGGAUGCGAAAUAGAAUUUAGUACAACGUUAAUGUUAUAUAAGCAUUUUAACGAAGUUCACUCUAACAGUUCCAUCAACAAUGCUAAUUUAAAUGCAAAGACUGGUAAUGGGAAUAGUUUUCAUUUUGCAGAAGUAUUUCAAGAUGAUGCUAAAACCCAACAAGGAAACUUUAAGACUGACUUUAAAGCCAAGACUAAUAUUACUUCUAAUGACUAUAUAGAAGGUGGAAAUGAUCACACAUUGUCACCUAUAGUUAAAGAAGAGUCCCGAGAUUGACUCUAGUUAAACUAAAAUCUUAAAUCGUGACAUUAUAAAUUUACCAAAUUCAUUACAUUUUACAGAGGAUAGUAAUAUUCUCAUCAUUGUGAAAAUAAAAUCAUUUGUAUCAUUCGUAGAUGCAAUAUUCAACUCGUCAUUAUUAAUUGGUCUGCUACAUUUUAAUAUAAUACCAAAGUAUAUUAUGAUCUCUGUAAAAUAUUUUGAAUGUGAUAACUAAUCGUCAUUAGGAUUUCAAAAAAAUUAAAAAAUAAAUGGCUUGGUGAAUCCUGCAGUGGAGAAAUAAAACUUUUGUGCAAAUUUCAGUCUUAGCAGGCAUUUUUCCAAUGUGAGAUAUUUCACACAUUAAAAUGUCCAAAUUCACAUCAUUCGACAUAAGUAAUUGAUCGCUGUAAACAGUAUCAUCCUUCUGCAGCUAUUUACACCUACGAUAUAAGACUUCUCACUUUCCAUAUUAAUUUUUACUAUUUUAUAUAUUUAUCAUUUUGAUGUAACUUAUAUUCCGUAUAAUAUUAUAGUUCUAGUAGAUAAUGCAUCAUAAAUAUUGUAUAGUGUUUUUAUUUGUAUAACUUGUAUGUUUGAGAAUAAAGUGCAAUAGUAGAUGAUAAAAAAUUA